This is a messenger RNA of Daucus carota subsp. sativus, 2691 nucleotides long. RefSeq names its product G-type lectin S-receptor-like serine/threonine-protein kinase At4g27290. The transcript is spliced from 7 exons. The record is from RefSeq and is a predicted model, not a curated record. Bases 1 to 2475 code for a protein of 824 amino acids. Gene Ontology annotation, biological process: protein phosphorylation; recognition of pollen. Lineage: Eukaryota; Viridiplantae; Streptophyta; Magnoliopsida; Apiales; Apiaceae. Gene Ontology annotation, molecular function: protein serine/threonine kinase activity; ATP binding.
AUGUAUAUUCCCACCAUCAUUCUGUUUUGGUUCAUUUUAUCCUCCACCUUGAUGAACUCAGCAGCUGUUGACACCAUUAGACCACACCAGACUAUUAAAGAUGGUGACACCAUUAUAUCAGCAGGUGGAGAAUUUGAACUGGGAUUUUUCAGUCCUGACAGCUCGAGAAAUCGAUAUCUGGGCAUCUGGUACAAGAAAAUAUCAGUUAGGACAGUUGUAUGGGUUGCUAAUAGAGAUCAUCCUCUCAUGAGUACCUCAGGCGUGGUACGGAUGACUGACAAGGGAAUUACUUUGCAGACUUUGAAUACUAGUGAUGGGAUAGUUUGGUCGAUGAAUGCAUCUAGAUUUAUGAGGAGUCCUGCUGUCAAGCUACUGGAUACAGGGAACUUGGUUUUGAGAGAUGAAGAUGAGGUUAUUGAAGAUGCACAAGAUUUUAUAUGGCAGAGCUUUGAUCAUCCCAUGGAGAGUAUGCUGCCUGGGAUGAAGUUUGGUGUAGACCUGGUCACUGGUAUUGACAGGUACUAUACGUCGUGGAAAAGUGCUGAUGAUCCCUCCUCGGGUAGUUUUACCUACAGACUUGAUUACAAUGGUUUCCCACAAUUUCUUUUGUGGAAAGGUUCAAGGAUUUGGACGAGGAAUGGACUAUGGAAUGGUUACAAACUCGGUGGCAUUCCCAAUUACAAUCCCAAUGGAAUAUAUAAAUACAAGUUUGUGCUGAAUGAGAAGGAAAUCUAUUUUGGGUUUUACCUCAUCAAUCAAACAGCUGCUUUCAUAAGGCUUGCACUGAAUCCAAGUGGAGAACCAAAACUUCUGGUGUGGAAUGAUCAGCAAGAGAAAUGGAUUGUUUACCUUAGUCUACAGGACACUGACUGUGAUCGCUAUAACUUGUGUGGUGCUUAUGGAAUCUGCAACAUAGAAAACACGCCAAGAUGUGAAUGCUUGAGGGGAUUUGUUCCUAAAUACCCAGAGAAGUGGAAAGCAGCAGAUUGGUCUGAUGGAUGCGUCCACAGAACUCGUUUAGCCUGUGGGACUGGGGAGGGUUUUGUCAAAUAUUCGGGUGUUAAGUUGCCAGACACACAUCACUCCUGGUAUAAUAUGACGAUUAACCUUCAAGAAUGUAAGAGGUUGUGCAUAAAAAACUGUUCUUGUACAGCUUAUGCAAGUAUAGAUGUCACAAGAGGUGGACAUGGAUGUCUCUUAUGGUUCAGUCAUCUAGUGGAUAUUAGAGAUUACACUGGAGAUGGACGAGAUAUUUAUGUAAGAAUGCCACCCUCUGAACUAGUAAAAAGCUGGAGUUCUGGAGUAAGGAGGAAAACAGCAGUUAUUACAAUUACUGUGAUGCCAAUACUAGUGCUACUUGGCAUAACUUUCCGUUCAGUAUACAACAAGAAGAAGCUGCUGAAACAAGAGGACUUGAAUAUAAGUCUGGAAACUGUUGCUUUGACUGAAGUUGAGAAUGAAGAUCUGGAGUUGCCAUUGUUUGAGUUUGAAAAAAUUGCAAAUGCCACGAGUAACUUCUCCAACGAUAACAAACUUGGAGAGGGCGGCUUUGGACCUGUCUACAAGGGAACAUUGGAUGAUGGACGAGAGGUGGCCGUGAAAAGGCUGUCAAAGGAUUCGAGUCAAGGAUUAGAAGAGUUCAAAAAUGAAGUCUCAUGUAUCGCCAAACUUCAGCACAGAAAUCUUGUGACGCUUUUUGGUUGUUGCACAGAGAAGGGAGAGAAGAUUUUGAUCUAUGAAUAUAUGGCCAACAAAGCUCUAGACUCGUUCAUUUUUGAUGAAAAGAUAAGAAAUACAAUCGACUGGCCAAAACGAUACAACAUAAUAAAUGGCAUUGCAAGGGGACUUAUGUAUCUUCAUCAAGAUUCAAAGCUACGAAUUAUACAUAGAGAUCUCAAAGCCAGUAACAUUCUACUUGAUCAUGAACUGAAUCCAAAGAUUUCAGACUUUGGCAUAGCAAGAAGUUUUGGAGGAAACGAAACUGAAGCAAAUACAUCAAGGGUGGUCGGGACAUACGGUUACAUGUCACCCGAGUAUGCUAUUGACGGACAAUUCUCCAUUAAAUCUGAUGUGUAUAGCUUUGGUGUUUUGCUAAUAGAGAUAGUGAGUGGAGUCAAAAACAGAUUAUUCAGUCAUCCUGAUCACAGCUUAAACCUUUUAGGGCAUGCAUGGAUGAGUUACAAAGAAGACAAACUUCUGCAACUAGUCGAUGAGGUGAUCUUGGAGUCUAGUAACCAUACUGAAGUUUUUCGAGCUAUCCAAAUAGGAUUACUGUGUGUUCAACAUCAGCCGAAAGACAGGCCAGUUAUGUCGCAGGUAGUUCUCAUGUUGAGCAGUAAUAUGAAGCUGCCUCAUCCUAAGCAACCUGGUUUUUUCAUGGAACGGUGCCUUAUCGAAGCAGAAAACGUAUUGAGCAACCCAAAAUUUUCAUUAUCUAACUAUUUUACGAUCACUUCUCUCCUACCUCGGCAAUAGGUGUUAUCUAUGUACCUAGAAACAAAUUGUUUUCGCUACAUGUAACUAGGUUGUAUAUAAAGAACUAACGCUUUUUACCUCCAAUUUUUUUAGCUAAACAUUAAAUUAAGCACUCACAUUGUUUACACUUCCAAAUGCCGGUAAGCAAUUGAUUAGAAUUCUAAUGAGUUGAUUAAUUGCCGAGGAGUUCUGGAGUGGAGGCCAGGUGUGCGAUUU